Molecule: messenger RNA, 2072 nt
Organism: Thalassophryne amazonica
Lineage: Eukaryota; Metazoa; Chordata; Actinopteri; Batrachoidiformes; Batrachoididae
Product: gastrula zinc finger protein XlCGF57.1-like
Exons: 3
Coding region: 126-2009 (627 amino acids)
Biological process (GO): regulation of transcription by RNA polymerase II
Molecular function (GO): RNA polymerase II cis-regulatory region sequence-specific DNA binding; DNA-binding transcription factor activity
Source: RefSeq, a predicted model, not a curated record
UACAACGCGAAAAAGAAGUAGUAGAAAAAGAAAAACUGUUUUGUUUCCUGUUAGCUUCUGAAGCUACAGCUCGUUAGCUGGAAUCACCGAAAACUCUUCUGGGAACGAGUCCAACAUCAUUCUACAUGCAGCAGCUGUUGGUGAAUAAAGAAGAUGUUCUCCCUGAGCAGGAGGAAUGGAAUCGGCGCCUGGACCAAAAGGGCUCAAAGCCUCCAAACAUUAAAGAGGAACAGGAGGAUCUCUGGGUAAGACAGGAGGGAAAGCAGCCUCAUGAGCUGGGAGAGGCUGAUAUCACUAAGUUGUCUUUCACUGCUGUCUCUCUGAAGAGUGAAGAUGAAGAAAAACCACAGUCAUCACAGCUUCACCAAAACGAAAGAGAUGAAGUGGAGCUUCUUCCCAGCAACUCAACUGAACACAAAUCACUGAAAAUAGAAGCUAAAGACGAGGACUGUGGAGGAUCCCAACCAGCCACAGGUCCAUGCAGUCGUUUUCAACCACACGCUGAUGACAUGCAGAAGUUGAUUAAAGAAGAAAUUCUCCCUAAACAGCGGGACUGGAAUCUGAAUGAUGACCAGAAGGACAUUAAAGAGGAACAAGUCUGGAUAAAUCAUCAGGGACAGCAGCUUCAUCAGCUGGAGGAGGCUGAUAUCACUAAGUUCCCUUUUACUGCUGUCUUUGGGAAGAGUGAAAGUGAUGAUGAAAACCCACUGUCAUCACAGGUUCAUCAAAGCCAAACUGGUGAGAGCACAGAGGCUGAGCCUGUAGCCAGCACUUCAACUGUACACAGAGCACUGACUGCACAAGCUGAUGGAGAGGACGAUGAGGGACCAAAACCAACUAGUAACUCAGGACUAUAUAGUAAUUUACAACCAGAUACUAAUGGUAGUUCAGACAGUUCUGAAACUGAGACUGAUGACAGUUAUGAUUGGAAACAGACCAGAGACCUUAGUUCAGGUUUAAACUGUCUGAGAAACAGCAAUGUCUCAAUUAGUUGCAGCAGUUGCAACAUUUCUGAGACACAACUGAAUUUCUGUGAAUGUGGAAAGGUUUGUAGUCACCUGAACCAUUCAAAGCAACACAGGAGAAGGCAAGCAAAUGAGAAACCAUUCAGUUUCCCUUUCCAGAUUAAAAAGUGGAGAAAAAAGAGCACACUGAACAAACGAAUACAAAUUCAUACAGGAGAGACACUAUUCGGCUGUUCUGAGUGUGGUAAAAGUUUUGGCGAAAAGGGAAGUCUAACAAGACACAUGAGAAUUCACACAGGACAGAAACCAUUUAACUGUUUGGAGUGUGAUAAGAGAUUUGGGCAAAAGGGUGAUCUCAUCAGACACAUGAGAAUUCAUACAGGACAGAAACCAUUUAGCUGUUCUCAGUGUGAUAAAAGUUUUGGACAAAAGGGCGGUCUGAACAUACACAUGAGAAUUCACACAGGACAGAAACCAUUUGACUGUUUGGAGUGUGGUAAAAGAUUUGGACAAAAGAGCCACUUGAACAUGCACAUGAGAAUUCAUACAAGACAGAAACCAUUUAGCUGUUCCGAGUGUGGUAAAAAAUUUGGGCGAAAGGGCUAUCUGAAUAUACACAUGAGAAUUCAUACAGGACAGAAGCCAUUUCUCUGUUCUGAGUGUGGUAAACGAUUUGGACAAAAGGGCGAUUUGAUCACACACAUGAGAAUUCAUUCUGGACAGAAACUCUUUGGCUGUUCUCAGUGUGGUAAAAAAUUUGGGCGUAAGUGUGAUGUGAUCAGACACAUGAGAAUUCAUACAGGACAGAAACCAUUUAGAUGUUCUGAGUGUGGUAAAAGAUUUGGGCAAAAGGGUGAUAUGGUCACACAUAUGAGAAUUCAUACGGGACAGAAACCAUUUGGCUGUUCUCGGUGUGGUAAAAAAUUUGGAAGAAAGGGCAAUCUGAUGAGACACAUGAGAAUUCAUACAGUAGAAAAUAUAGACACUGGUAGAUAUAAUACCAGUGGUGGUUGGGGUGACAGGGCUUAUGAAGAAAAACCUUAGGAAAUACCUAGAAGCAAUCCCUGGAUGCCCCAGUGUUUAUGAGGUACUUACUAGCAAUUAAGG